AUGCUGGCUUUUUUUCAACGUAUUCUCGACUGGAUUCGCAGUCUGUUCUGGAAGGAAGAAAUGGAAUUAACUCUCGUCGGACUACAGUAUUCAGGAAAAACCACAUUCGUGAAUGUUAUUGCGUCUGGCCAGUUUGUCGAGGAUAUGAUACCGACAGUUGGCUUCAAUUUGCGAAAGGUGACAAAGGGCAAUGUCACCAUUAAACUUUGGGAUAUAGGUGGCCAGCCAAGAUUCCGGAGUAUGUGGGAACGAUAUUGUCGAGGAGUGAAUGCGAUCAUCUACAUGGUAGACUCGGCAGAUCAUGACAAGUUGGAGGCAGCAAGGAACGAACUGCACAGUCUUUUGGAUAAGCCUCAGUUGUUGGGAAUACCCGUACUUGUGCUAGGAAAUAAAAAAGAUUUACCCAACGCCCUGGCUGAGCAUGACAUUUCAUGUAAAGAACAAGAGAAUAUCGGUGAGUUAUGUUUGUUUUUCCUCUUGUGA
Molecule: messenger RNA, 483 nt
Organism: Echinostoma caproni
Lineage: Eukaryota; Metazoa; Platyhelminthes; Trematoda; Plagiorchiida; Echinostomatidae
Source: the annotation of a GenBank genome assembly